GUUUCGUGGGCGUGCUGCUGCAUGGUGGAUGCAGCUAACGAGCGUGCGGCAUCGUCAAGGGAAAGCACCGAUUUCUUCCUGGGUCAAAUUCCGGGAAUGUGUAGAGCGUGAGUUCUUGCUGUUCAACUAUGACAGCCUCAUUUACCAACAACUUCAGAAUUUGAGGCAGGGGUCGCGUUCGGUGGACGAUUAUACUGAUGAUUUCUAUCGCCUUUUGACUCGUGUGGAGUUGCGGGAAACUAAAAAUCAGUUGAUUGCUCGUUAUGUGGGAGGUUUACGCGUGGCCAUUCAGGACAUGCUUAAUUUUGUUCGACCGGAGUCAUUAUCAGACGCGCACCAACGAGCAAGGCUCGCCGAGCAACAACUAGCCCGGAGAGCUGGCCCGACAUUUUCAACACCCACGCGUUCAGGCCCGGGCGGUAGUGGCGUGUUGCAGCCCGGUCGGGCGGGUACAUCGGCGGGUACCGGAGCGGUACCGCUCGUCACAGGCCGUCCCCAGGUACCAGCCGGCGGUCAGGCGCGGACAGGUGGCGCAGGAGCUCCGCCGGCAGCUGCGGGGCAGCGAGUUGGGACGGGCAUGCGUUGUUUUGGCUGCGGGGAGGCGGGUCAUCGUCUGGCGGAGUGCCCUCGCGGCUCGGGCUCUCGUGGAUUGUUCAUUGACGAUGGCAGUGAGAUGGGUGUGCCUGGAGAGUAUGACGGACUACCAGUUUAUGAUGAGGAGUCGGGCGUGCCUGAAGAGCAUCAUAUGGGGGAUGUUGGGACAGCCCUCGUGAUCCGUCACUCGUGUUUGACACCACGUUCGACUGGUGAUGAGACGAAGGAGCGACACCAUAUUUUCGAGUCCACAUGCACUAUCGGUGACAAGGUGUGUCGCUUUAUCAUCGACUCGGGCUCCUGUGAGAACGUGGUUGCACAAGAGGCCGUUGACAAAUUACGGCUUUCCAGCGAACCUCAUCCCCAGCCCUACACGUUAGCUUGGAUCCAGCGGGGCAACGCGAUUAUG
This is a messenger RNA of Striga hermonthica, 1003 nucleotides long. The record is from the annotation of a GenBank genome assembly. NCBI's taxonomy places the organism in Eukaryota, Viridiplantae, Streptophyta, Magnoliopsida, Lamiales, Orobanchaceae.